Molecule: messenger RNA, 435 nt
Organism: Brenthis ino (lesser marbled fritillary)
Lineage: Eukaryota; Metazoa; Arthropoda; Insecta; Lepidoptera; Nymphalidae
Source: the annotation of a GenBank genome assembly
AUGAUCUCGCUCUGGUCAUUGCUUAUAUUGGCAAUAAUAGUGCUAGAGGUGCUGUGUUCUGACGAUAUAACAACAGAACUUUUAGGAGAUAACGUUCCUCUAUCAAAAUCCCUAGGUUUUUCAAGGCGGAAUAAUUAUGGAAGAAAACUUGACGAAAGUCGACUUAAUUCAGAGUAUUUGGAGUUAUAUAAUGAUAUGUUAAAAGCCGGUCAAGAAGGGGUUAAAAAGUUGGAAGACAUUGAAGAUUACAUUGGAACAGAUCUUAUUAAACUUAAAGGUAUGGUGGAUCGUCGAAGGUCUGUCCGAAUGCAGUCUGCGGCAGGAGGGCGUCGCGCUCGAUCUCAGGCCAUACGCAGAGAGAAACUCAAUAACCAAAGCCUAAAAAGCCAUAGAGAACAUUCUCUACACUCAAGUGUAGAACAACGCUUGCUAAUU